This is a messenger RNA of Exophiala viscosa, 1117 nucleotides long. RefSeq lists its product as uncharacterized. The record is from RefSeq and is a predicted model, not a curated record. Bases 256 to 954 code for a protein of 232 amino acids. Lineage: Eukaryota; Fungi; Ascomycota; Eurotiomycetes; Chaetothyriales; Herpotrichiellaceae. The transcript is spliced from 3 exons.
UCGAUACUGGGGAAACAUACCUAUCUCAUAAGACGUUGUCACUCAGAGGUCUUUCAGAGGAAAAACUUCGUCUCGAUGGGAUGGGGUCUUCUGGGUUAAUCCCUGGUCACCUUUGGGGUACUGGAGGAGUGCCGAAUCAGAGGAUGUGCCGUUAUAGGAAGGCAUGAAACCUUAUCGUCUCUGCUAUAUCUCCGACUUGAAGAAAUUCCAAAACCCAAUCCCUUCCCCAGAGUCAAACACUGUGGUCGGUGCAAGAUGUCACAAUGUCCAGCAUGCAACUGCAAUCCACAAUUAUCAUGCAGCGAUUCUGCUUACUCGACCACAGGCAACACAAUGGGGAUCCUGACAUUCGUCUACGCCGUGCUCGCAACUGCCUGGAUCUAUCUAUCGCGCAUUCGCUCCGCUGACGUCGAGCAGCGCAAGCUGAUGGACACGGCGUACGCCAAUUACGUGCGCUGGAAGCUGAUGAUCAACGAGUACGAGGACGUACUCAAGGCUGGGGGUGAUAUCAAUGGUGACUUCAAAAUCCUGUUGCAGCACCGCUUUGAUACUGGAGGAUCGGCGAUGCGACGCUUGGACAUGGCAUUAAACUACGAUCCGGACAGCGGUGUAGCGACGCGGGUUCGCCAGCGAGGCAAGUUUGCCAUAACGCAAAGAGAACUGCACGAAUUGCUAGAGGCUGCAACUCAAGCCACAGAGGACGUCAGUGUGCUGCUGGACGGCAUCACACAAGAGCAAAUGCACCGAGACUUGAAACUCCAGCAUGCCCUUUUGCAGCAGAUUGCACAGAAGGUGGGCGUGAGCGAAGAAGCGACUGCAGAAAUGAGGCAGCUUGUCGAAGACGCACCCGAGGGCGCGCCUGUCGCAGCAUUACUGCCUACACGUAUAGAACAAGCGUCUUCCAGUUACAGCUCCACCGAGAAGGCUGAAAUCCUACACAAAGCUGAUGUCUAAGACAUUCCGACCUCUGGGAUGCCGAAUGAACAGCGCAAAAUCAUGACAUUUGCCAGGGACCUCUUCACGGCAGUACCUGCAUUUGCUUAUACGCUAUCAUUAAGGUGUAAACCCACCAGUAUAGGGAAAGUACUAAUAACGAGACAGCUCAAGCUCAUGCCUU